Ostertagia ostertagi is the source of this 348-nucleotide messenger RNA. The record is from the annotation of a GenBank genome assembly. NCBI's taxonomy places the organism in Eukaryota, Metazoa, Nematoda, Chromadorea, Rhabditida, Trichostrongylidae.
GGUGUUCAGUAUAUCAUGGAAGCUCCAUAAAGUUUCAUGGGUCUUUGUACUUGUCAAACUGUGUUGUUGAUGCAAACUGGGUAGUUAAACUCACUGACUUCGGACUUCAGGAGAUCAUUUGGGACAAGAUGCUGCACAAGGAGCUUGCUUGCUUCCAGGGAGCCGACGUUGAUCAUCUACCAAUCAAAUACCUGCAACUUCCACCGGAGAUGCUUCGCAACGUGCUUGCUGAAGGUCUGCUCAGUCGCGGAUCAGCGAAAACUGACAUCUACCAGCUGGGGAAUGAUCAUAUAUCAAAUUCUUUUUCAUACGAGACCAUUUUCGGAAAACUUCAAUAUGACCACAAAA